Molecule: messenger RNA, 1189 nt
Organism: Ornithodoros turicata
Lineage: Eukaryota; Metazoa; Arthropoda; Arachnida; Ixodida; Argasidae
Product: elongator complex protein 6-like
Exons: 3
Coding region: 176-952 (258 amino acids)
Biological process (GO): tRNA wobble uridine modification
Cellular component (GO): elongator holoenzyme complex
Source: RefSeq, a predicted model, not a curated record
UGGACAAAUGGCGUUUCGUGCGUGUGAGUGAAAUGUUUUCUGCGCGGUUUUCUGUCGUUUCCAUCGAAAAUCUACUUGCUUGACAAACCGAGCGGUCCGAUUUUCGGUCACAAAUUUAACAUCGCGAGUAAGGCGAGGAAAUUGAGUUUGCUCAGUAAGACAAAAAGGCUGCCUGAUGUUCUUAGAACUGAAUUCGUUUUUAGACUUCGACGAUGCACCGUCUGCAAGCAGGCUGAUAUUCGUGUCAAGCAGUGACGUGCCAGAUCAUGGCUUCGUGCUGAACCAUUUGCUCAUGCUUUAUCUAAAAACGGGUAGAAGAGUAUUCCAGAUAAACUUCGUCAACCAGGAAACCUUCUAUUCCAACACAUGUCAGAGACUGGGUAUCCGACUGACGCAGUAUAAAGAAAAGAAGGCCUAUUUUAACUUUGACUGCAUGCGCCUUUUGAAGCAAUACAUAAGUGACUGUGGUGAAAAUACUACACAUCCUUUUGACUUCGUGUGUCAAAAGGAAAGUGAAAGGAACUUGGAAGGCUUAUCGUCCGAAAUUGUAAAGACCAUCCUGGACUUCCAGGGGCAAAAUCCGUCUGAUGUGCUUUUAGUGAUUGAUGAUCUGACAAUCCUACAAACGCUGGGUGUGCCUAACAGCGACAUGAUUAGGUUCCUGCAUCUGCUGAGGACUCGAUCCAAUGCACGCAUAGUUGUGGGUGCGAAAUGGUUGGAAGACGACCACAGUAGUAGUCAGCUGUGCUGCUAUCUCGCACACUUGGCUAAUAUGUGUAUUCGUGUUCAGGGUCUCCCUACGGGCUACAGCUCAGAUAUUCAUGGACAGAUUUCAGUGAUGCACAGGAACGAAAAAAUGGUGGAAAAAUCCAAGAAGAUGCACUUUCGCCUCGAGGAGAAAGGCGUCAAACUCUUUCCAGUUGGCCUUCACAAAGUUCCGAUGAAGAUAUAGUAGAGGAAAGAUGCAAAUUUGUUAUCAGAUGGUACCCACCAUGCACGGAACACUGUUCUCUGAUGUUUGUCGAGGAUGAGACAGAUGUGCUUUGUGCCACUGGAAAAUUAUGCCUCAACUCGGCAUGGAACGCAAACAGUGAUAGAAGUUAGAGCCUGUUUUUUUUUUAAUAUAGAUAGGGUCGGAGUUUCCUACUCUUUCCAGAAAUUUUCCAUAAAGCGUUAACACUGUUAAACA